Molecule: messenger RNA, 1542 nt
Organism: Naegleria fowleri
Lineage: Eukaryota; Heterolobosea; Eutetramitea; Acrasida; Naegleriidae
Exons: 1
Coding region: 1-1542 (513 amino acids)
Source: RefSeq, a predicted model, not a curated record
AUGAUUUCACAUUCCUCUCGUGUUCAAAGAUCCUUUUUUCUUCAUCUUGCUUUGUUUGUGAGUUUUCUCUGUUUGGUGAUUGGUGGUAGUGCCAGUUGUUGUUGGGCACAAGAAACAAACAGAGUGGCUCUCAAUCCUUCCACUCUUCAAUCAUGGGAACUGGCAUCCUCUUUGAGUUUUUGCAAGAGAAAACUUGUCGUAUCUCCAUCCUCCACUCCAUCUGGAGGAUCAGAUUCUCAACAAGGAAGUUCUUCAGGAAGUGUCCUUUCUGCAGUCUCGAUCACCAGCAGGUUAGUGUGCAGCAGUAGUAGUGGAAGUAGUGGAAGUAGUAGCAGUGGUAGUAGUGGUAGUAGUAGCAUCACAUCCAAACAACAACCCUUACCGGAAGUGCAACAAGCCAUUCAAGGAGAAGCUCCUCUCGAAUCGAUUGCCUUUUUAGCAGGUUUGGAUAAGAGUGGAUUCAGCACUGGCGUGUUAGGUCUUAAAGUGACAGAACAGGGAGCAGUGAAUGGUGUCUUGGAACUCUUCUCUCUCGUGAAAUUGACAGUCUUGGAAAAGAGUAAGCAAUCUCAAUCGCAAACUUCGGGAAUUCCACCUUUACUAUUCCCCAACACAGCUGGAAUUCUAAAAACCAUUCCCUUCACUAAUACUUCACUUCAAAACAUAAGAACUGCCUAUGGAACAAAGGUUGUUGGUGGAGGAAAUAGCAAGGUCAUGUAUUAUUCUGCAAAUGCCGAUUCAGAGAUUGGACGUUUGACAGCCACUUGUUUUGUGGCAGAAGAACCCACCAUUAUGAAUAUCAAUCUCAUUCCUUCUUCUUCCACAAUUUUUUCCAAUAAGAACAACAUCCUAUUGUUACCAGAGAGUUUGUUGUUGAUUUUCAGUAUUGACAAUUUCAAUGCACAACGUGUCAUGCAAUCUGUGAAUAUGAAUUCCGCUGAGAACUUGGAACUUGUGUUGUCUUCUGAGCUUGGUGUCUUGGGAGCCUUGAACAUGGCACAACAGCUACAACAACAACAAAAACAGCAAUCUGUUCCCGAUCUUCCUUACAAUCCAGAUGAGAAUCGCCACGUCUAUAGCAUUACCAGCCAAACUCCCACCGUUCCAAAGGGUUAUUUGACCAUUCCUGCAGCUGCUGCCUUUGGUGCCUAUUCAGGUAGUUCUGGUGGUGGUGCUGAGAUUAGUAAAUUCAUUACAACCACUCAAGUCACUGCAACCGUGCGUUUGGGACAGGGAGGCACAACCACUUCAAGUUCAGGUCAAUCUCAAACUUCAGAGACGACACCAAGUAGUGGAAGUAGUGGAAUUAGUGGAGGUGAAUCCGAGCAGCAACAACCACCAGGAACAGGUACUAGUAGUAACACCCGAAUCGAUUACUCUCGUUUGGAUGUUCACAUUCCUUUGUCAUCUUUGACAGAGAGUGAAAUGUCUCAGGACAGUUUCAUCAUGUGGGGACCAGUGUAUUUGGGUCAUGUAGAACAACAGGGAAGUUCUUGUAGUUGCAAUACACCUCAACUACAACAACAACCUCAACAACAAUAA